Molecule: messenger RNA, 3226 nt
Organism: Fragaria vesca subsp. vesca
Lineage: Eukaryota; Viridiplantae; Streptophyta; Magnoliopsida; Rosales; Rosaceae
Product: chaperone protein ClpC, chloroplastic-like
Exons: 10
Coding region: 145-2913 (922 amino acids)
Biological process (GO): cellular response to heat
Cellular component (GO): cytoplasm
Molecular function (GO): ATP hydrolysis activity; ATP binding; protein binding
Source: RefSeq, a predicted model, not a curated record
AUAUCAGAAUUCUAAGAAUAGGGUCUCUCUUCUUCAGACCCUCUUCUCUUUCUCUCUCUAGUCCUCCUUUUUGGGUGGUUUAAAGUUUGCUUCUUUUCGAGGGUUGGAGGUUAAUCCAGGAGCGAGAAGAUUUAGGUGGGUAUCAUGGCUAGGGUUUUGGUUCACUCUACUAAUAUUCCUGGUCUGGUUGCCGGGCAAAGGCUUGGUCAAUCUAAAGGCUCUGGAAAUGCUAGAAGGUCAACGAAGAUGAUGUGCUCUUUACGAACUCCUGCUUUGAGAAUUAGCAGUUUCUCGGGACUCCGUAGUGUUAAUGCGUUAGAUAUCAUGGCGAGGCCUGGGCAAGACUUAUAUUCUAAGGUGGGAGUAGCUAUCUCAUCCCGGCGUCGAAAGGCCAGCAGAUGUGUGCCUAAAGCUAUGUUUGAGCGCUUCACGGAAAAGGCAAUAAAGGUUAUUAUGCUUGCACAAGAGGAAGCAAGGCGACUUGGUCACAACUUCGUUGGUACUGAGCAGAUACUCUUGGGUCUUAUUGGUGAAGGAACUGGAAUUGCUGCCAAGGUCCUUAAAUCUAUGGGAAUCAAUCUUAAAGAUGCACGCGUUGAAGUGGAAAAGAUCAUUGGAAGGGGCAGUGGCUUUGUUGCUGUUGAAAUCCCAUUCACUCCUCGUGCAAAGCGAGUUCUGGAACUGUCGCUGGAGGAAGCUCGCCAACUAGGUCAUAACUAUAUUGGAUCUGAGCACUUGCUUCUGGGACUGCUUCGGGAAGGUGAGGGUGUGGCAGCUCGUGUUCUUGAGAAUUUAGGUGCUGACCCCAGCAAUAUUCGCACACAGGUUAUUCGUAUGGUGGGUGAGAGCACAGAAGCUGUUGGUGUUGGAGCUGGACAGGGAACUAGUGGCAACAAGAUGCCAACUCUAGAGGAGUAUGGAACCAAUUUGACUAAGCUAGCAGAGGAGGGAAAGCUGGAUCCUGUUGUUGGAAGACAACCUCAAAUUGAACGCGUUGUCCAAAUUUUGGGCAGGCGAACAAAGAACAAUCCCUGCCUUAUUGGAGAGCCUGGCGUUGGGAAGACUGCAAUUGCAGAAGGUCUUGCUCAACGAAUUGCAAGUGGCGAUGUGCCUGAAACAAUAGAGGGAAAGAAGGUUAUCACUCUGGAUAUGGGUCUUCUUGUUGCUGGUACUAAAUACCGUGGAGAGUUUGAGGAAAGAUUAAAGAAGCUAAUGGAGGAAAUCAAACAAAGUGAUGAGAUAAUCUUGUUUAUUGAUGAGGUGCACACUCUAAUUGGAGCAGGAGCAGCAGAAGGUGCAAUUGAUGCUGCAAAUAUAUUAAAACCAGCCCUGGCAAGAGGUGAACUGCAGUGUAUUGGAGCCACCACUCUUGAUGAAUACAGAAAACACAUUGAGAAAGACCCUGCAUUGGAAAGACGUUUUCAACCUGUUAAAGUUCCUGAACCAACUGUGGACGAAACUAUACAGAUUUUGCGAGGGCUCCGGGAGCGAUAUGAGAUUCACCACAAACUCCGGUAUACUGAUGAAGCUCUGAUUUCUGCUGCCCAGCUAUCAUACCAGUACAUCAGUGAUCGAUUUCUACCUGAUAAAGCAAUCGACUUGAUUGAUGAAGCUGGAUCUCGAGUUCGCCUUCGUCAUGCACAGCUACCUGAAGAAGCUAGAGAACUUGACAAGGAACUGAGACAGAUUACCAAGGAGAAGAAUGAAGCUGUACGGAGCCAAGACUUUGAAAAGGCUGGGGAGUUGCGUGACAGAGAAAUGGACCUUAAGACACAGAUCACUGCUAUAACAGAGAAAGGCAAAGAGAUGAGCAAGGCUGAGAGUGAGGCAGGGGAUGUAGGACCUUUGGUAACCGAGGUGGAUAUUCAACAUAUCGUGGCCUCUUGGACAGGUAUUCCUGUGGACAAAGUGUCAGCUGAUGAAUCCGAUCGCCUCCUCAAGAUGGAAGAGACCCUCCAUACGCGAGUUAUUGGUCAGGAUGAAGCAGUCAAGGCUAUCAGUCGUGCUAUUCGCCGAGCCCGUGUUGGACUCAAGAAUCCUAAUCGUCCAAUUGCCAGUUUCAUCUUUUCUGGUCCAACUGGUGUUGGAAAAUCCGAACUCGCAAAAGCUUUGGCUGCAUACUACUUUGGUUCUCAAGAAGCCAUGAUCCGUCUUGAUAUGAGUGAAUUCAUGGAAAGGCACACUGUUUCAAAGCUUAUUGGUUCACCUCCUGGUUAUGUUGGUUACACUGAGGGAGGUCAGUUGACUGAAGCUGUUAGACGCCGUCCUUACACUGUGGUGCUUUUUGAUGAGAUUGAGAAGGCUCAUCCGGAUGUCUUCAACAUGAUGCUUCAAAUUCUUGAGGAUGGAAGAUUGACAGACAGUAAGGGCAGAACUGUAGAUUUCAAGAACACACUUCUGAUCAUGACUUCUAAUGUUGGAAGCAGUGUAAUUGAGAAAGGAGGCCGCCGUAUAGGAUUUGACCUUGAUUACGAUGAGAAGGACAGCAGUUACAAUCGCAUCAAGAGCUUGGUGACAGAGGAGUUGAAACAGUACUUUAGACCAGAGUUCCUAAAUAGGUUGGAUGAAAUGAUCGUCUUCCGCCAGCUCACAAAGUUAGAGGUGAAGGAAAUAGCAGAUAUAAUGCUGAAGGAGGUUUUUGAAAGGCUGAAGACUAAAGAGAUAGAGCUUCAAGUGACAGAGAGGUUCAGAGAUAGGGUGGUUGAUGAAGGAUACAAUCCAAGCUAUGGGGCAAGGCCUCUAAGAAGAGCUAUAAUGAGACUUCUGGAGGAUAGCAUGGCUGAGAAGAUGCUAGCAAGGGAGAUCAAAGAGGGUGACUCCGUUAUUGUGGAUGUCGAUUCUGAUGGGAAUGUAACUGUGCUCAAUGGUAACAGUGGUUCUGCUGGAUCUUUGCCAGAGCCUGUUCCCGUUUGAAAGCUGACAGCACGCCACUUGAGCUCUCCUUUUUCCCAAUAUGUUUGUAAUUUUUCAUUUGAACUUUCUCGUUAAAAGUAGUCUGUUUUCUUGGUAAGUUUUAGUCGGUAGUGGUAAUUGAAAGCUGUUUAUUGAUGCUUGACUUGACUGAUCAAGGCUGUACCAGUUAUACAGAAGAAUAGCAUGCAUAGUUCAGUCGCAGAUGGUAGGGUUAGUAUUUUUUUCUUUUUUUUCCUUCUUCCAUAGUUGCGUUUGGUUGGUGGGAAUGCUAGUAUUUAGUAUUUACAAUAAAAGAACAUAAUUUGAUCAUUGC